AUGUCCGCUCACUCCGAUGAAACCAAACCCGAAAGCGCAGAACUCAAAGAUAUAGAUUCAACGGUCGCAUGGAGUGACUGGAAACACGUUGGCGAUCGCUUUGCACGAAAAAGGUCCAGAAUUAUUGGUCUCAAUGAUCACUGGAACAGUAAAUGGAUUUGGGAUCCAGACCAUUGCCAAUACUUUAGACACAACCCAAUGGAAAAGGCUAUGCAUAUGGAGACUGUCAAUACCGAGUUUCAGUUUUGUUACGAGCUCCCCGAUGAAGACAGCAUCCAUACCAACGAAGAUGAAGAGCAUAUGCAGAAACAUGAUGAGGAUUUAGCCGAUGAUAAAGAAGAAGCAAACAGUUGGAUUCAUCCUGGACAAACCGGUCAAGACUCUCCAGAUCAUGUGCCUAGUGGUGAUCGGACUGAUGGCAUGGUGCCUCAUCAAGAGAUGAUGACCCAGCCACAGAGCUCCUCAAUAAUGGCUUUCCUCAGAUCUUCGUUCCCAUCUAUGCUCGGUCGAUCUGCUGCUGCUGCGACAGCAAAAGUAGCAAACGACAGUUCACAAGCAGAAAACCUAACUGCGAUAGCCGCUUGGGUUUUUGGACCAACUAUGCUAGGAGCUGCCGGUGUUCAGGCCUACGCGGCAAUGAAGAGUGCCAAUGCGACUGAGAGGGCUGCCAAAGCCCAAGAGUUCGCAAACCGUGCUAACGAAAGGAAACCUCAGACGACCGAUAACAGUGUUCCGCCCCCGAGCGGUGACAGGCCGGGAGGUCCUGGGAGCAGCGAAGAUGUUGCACAAUCGCCUCCAGAGGUCAAAAGACUCGCCGAAGUGAUAGGUCGACAGCAAGAGAUUCAAAGUGUUUCAGCAGCUGCAAUUACGUCUUCUGCCGCAAAUGUGGCCUCCAAGAGGGCAAAAAUUGGGGCUAACAAAACCGGAGUUCAGAAUAGUAGAUACAAAACUAUCUCUGCCUCUCCCAAGUCUUCACAACAGCCGCCUACGGCAAAUUUACCUCAGCCAGAGCCACCUACAAGCCAAAUUCGCCCGGGGUAUUCACAAAAGGCAAUAACCGAGAAACAAACCCAGUUUAAGAACGUUGCUACUGCUCAAAAGCAGAUAGCUGUACGCAAAGAGAUGAGUGAGUAUGAUAAGGCCCUUCACGCAUUGCUAGAUAGGAAACUGCAAGAUGUGCGGAAUAGGUUUUCAUGA
Molecule: messenger RNA, 1197 nt
Organism: Fusarium proliferatum ET1
Lineage: Eukaryota; Fungi; Ascomycota; Sordariomycetes; Hypocreales; Nectriaceae
Exons: 1
Coding region: 1-1197 (398 amino acids)
Source: RefSeq, a predicted model, not a curated record